This is a messenger RNA of Dreissena polymorpha, 1485 nucleotides long. RefSeq lists its product as uncharacterized. Bases 1 to 1485 code for a protein of 494 amino acids. Lineage: Eukaryota; Metazoa; Mollusca; Bivalvia; Myida; Dreissenidae. The transcript has 3 exons. The record is from RefSeq and is a predicted model, not a curated record.
AUGAGUGUUGUUACCAACCUGUCAAAGAAGACGUUAACUGAUGCUCAGAUAUCCCUGCUGUCGAAAGGACUGAAGUUCAUACCGACUAGAGAAACAAUAGACAAAGGAAAAUUACUUACAGACUUGUCAGCGUGGGAACGCCGUAUGCGCUUAAAACAAUAUUUCUAUUCAGAAGACGCUGAACAUAGAACCAGGGAAGAUGAGCAUCAAUACAAAAAGAAGACCUCGACGUGGACUCCAAAGGCUGGCCGCGACAAAUGGCUGGACACAUAUAUACAAGCGGUCAAAGACGACAUCAUUUGCGGAUUAAAACGAAAAUUUAAAUAUAAUCUAAGCAAAGCGGAAGAACAGGCAAUCAAAGAAUUACUCCACGACGAUGACAUAGUAAUUCGCCCUGCCGACAAGGGGUCGGGGAUAGUGAUAAUGGACAGGGAAGACUUUGUCAAGAAGCUGAAGUGUGAAAUGUCGGACAGUCAGACAUACGUCGCGGUGACGGAUGAUAAAACAAGGAUUGUGGAAAACAAAGUGAAGAAAGUGGCCGAUACCCUAUACAAGAAGGGGUCGAUCGACAGUGACCUUAAAAGGUAUCUCACCAGCGGCGGUGGAACUUCCGGUAAGCUUCAGGGCAACCCGAAACUUCAUAAACCUGGGAUGCCUCUCCGCACUAUUGUAAACGGCCGCAAUCACCCGACAGAGAAGAUGGCGGAAAUAGUGGAGAAUGAAUUACGCAAUCAUGUGACGUCACUUCCGUCCGUACCAAGAGAAGAAGCCCGUGCUGCAGUAUUUGAAGCUCUCAAUCGGCGAGUGCAACCGGAAGUACCAACCAACGACAUGAUCACAAUGAUGGACACUGUUCUAAAUAACAACACCAUUUCAUUCAAUGGAGACCACUACAUGCAAAAUGAAGGAACUGCUAUAGGAUCGCACUUAGGAAUGAAUUACGCAUCGACCUACAUGGGAGCCUGGGAGACAGAGUUAUUUUCAAAAUCAAGUAAACAUCCAAUAGCCUACUUCCGGUUUGUUGAUGAUGUUUGGGGCUUGUGGACACAUGGUUUGGAGGCACUAAAGACAUUCCAUGCGGUUGCAAGUGAAAUCCAUCCACGAAUACAGCUUGAGCUCCGUUACUCCACAGAGCAGCUCGAAUUUCUAGACACCAUGACGUCUAUUCGAAAAGGAAGGCUGGUUUCAGACCUAUAUACCAAACCAACAGAUCGGCACCUCUACCUGCACAUGGACUCGUCGCAUACCGAGUCUACGAAGAAGGCCAUUCCGUACGGCUUAGGGGUGAGGCUGAAAAGAAUAUGUUCGGAAGAGACGGACUACAAAAAACACAGAGAUGAGAUAAAAGAGCAACUACAGAAGCGAGGAUACAAUGGCCGAUUCUUCGAGACAGAGCUGAAGAAAGUUGAUAGCAAGAAGCGAGAAAAUCUGCUGCAUACGAAAGUGCCUUCAAAAAAAAUAAAUAGCGAAAGAAAUCAGUUCUAG